AUGGGCCAUGUAUUCUCCCUAACCAAUCCAGUGCAAACUGUCGUUUCCUUCAGCACCGUAUCCUGCAAAGAUUUAGUGCCAUUCCACCUGGAAAAUGGAAAAGACUGCUUGGCAGUGAUUGAUCAUGGAACCACAUCAGAAGUGAUCUGUGGAACUGCACAGACUGGAUACAGGCUACUGAACUACCUGGGUACUAAACGUGCAGUAAAGGGAGCAGCAUUUACCUUGGGUAAUGAAUACCUGGUUGUGCUGGAGGACGAUUCAUUCAGCUCUUCCUCAAACCUAAAGACCUUCAAAUAUGAUCUGCAUUCCAACACUAUGGUCUUGGAGUUAAACCAUGAUCUGCAAAAGGCUUCUCACCUAGAUGCCCUGGCUGGAAAGCAUGAAGCUUAUGUAGCUGUAACUAACAGCAUCUCCCCUGUUGCUGCAGGGUGUGUGGAUAUAUUCACUGUUACUGAUAAAUCUGGAUCUGUGGAGAUGAAGAAAAUGCAGACUAUAAAGGUGCCUGGUGCUCUUGCAAGCAACUUUGGAGAAUUGGCCAAGUAUGAUGUGGGUCUCUUCGUCCAGACAGAGCACGGUGUUCAUGUGUAUGUUUUGAAGGGAAUGCAGUUCGUGCAUGAAAGGAUGGUUAAAACUGUACCUGCACGGAAACCCUUCUCGUUCCCAUUCUUCCAUACUGGCCAGAAUACGACCUUCCUUCUGUAUGCCGGAAAUGAUCUUGAUGGACAUCUAGAAAGGAAUGCAAGAGUGUAUGAAGCAGUCUACAGGCCUUUUUAAAUUUUUAAAAAUAUAUUUAAUUAGUACUUC
This is a messenger RNA of Penaeus vannamei (Pacific white shrimp), 807 nucleotides long. NCBI's taxonomy places the organism in Eukaryota, Metazoa, Arthropoda, Malacostraca, Decapoda, Penaeidae. The record is from RefSeq and is a predicted model, not a curated record.